This is a messenger RNA of Micropterus dolomieu (smallmouth bass), 8080 nucleotides long. RefSeq names its product A kinase (PRKA) anchor protein 12a (gene akap12a). Gene Ontology annotation, cellular component: cytoplasm. NCBI's taxonomy places the organism in Eukaryota, Metazoa, Chordata, Actinopteri, Centrarchiformes, Centrarchidae. Bases 222 to 6599 code for a protein of 2125 amino acids. The transcript is spliced from 2 exons. Gene Ontology annotation, biological process: regulation of protein kinase C signaling; signal transduction. Gene Ontology annotation, molecular function: protein kinase A binding; calmodulin binding. The record is from RefSeq and is a predicted model, not a curated record.
AAUCUGAUAAUGCAGAUGCAGCAACAACUUCACCUGUAGGAGAAGACACACAGCAGGAUGCCACACCCGAAGAAGAGCCACAUUCCACAUCUCCAUCUAGUCCUGAAGAUGAUGUGGUCAUAUCUCCAAUUAAAAGAUUUUUUACAACCGGAAUCUUUUCUGGACUACGUAAGAAAAAGAAACAUGCAGAAGAUGAGACAACUGAGAAAGAAUUUGUGGACAUGGCAGAAGUCGUACAGAUGACAGAACAAACUGUACAAGACCAACAACACAACAAAGAGGAGAUUAGUCAAGGUGUUGAGGCAGCUGCCGUUGAGACAGAACAUAAAGAAAAUGAGCUUAAAAAGGAGAUCCUGUAUGCAGCAUCAGCUCAGACGACGGAUGAAGAGAAAUCACCUACCAAGGAUCCAUCAACCAUUAUUAUCAAUGAGUCUGAAAUUCUGAGUUCUCAAGAGAAGGACAAAGUUCAUGCAAGUCCUCUAAAAAGGCUGCUGUCAGGGUCUAGUUUAAAGAAACUCUCAAAAAUGCAACGAAGCAGGAAGUCAAGUGAUGCAAAGCUGUCUGACUCUGGAGAACAUGUUUCAGAUCAGCUCAUAUCAUCAACUGAGUCAGCUGAGAAUCAGAAAGAAGGUCCUGCACAACCCUCUGUAGAGGCAGCAGGAGAGGAAGAUAGUCCAUGGGCUUCCUUCAAAAAACUUGUGACUCCAAAAAAGCGCAUGAAGAGACCCUCCGUGAGCAAUGAAGAGACACAAAUCCCGGGUUCACUGGAAGAACCAAAACCAAGUGAAGGAGAGCAAAUUUCAGAUCACAGCACAGAAGAAGGCAAAAAAAGAAAAGACUCAUCUGUUUCAUGGGAAGCUGUUUUAUGUGGAUCUGGAAGGAGAAGAAGCCGAAAAACGUCAGACUCUGAGGAUGAAACACCUCAAAUCGAUAACAAUGAUAAUAAGAAAGAUGGUGGAUCUAAACAUGGUGCAGAAUUGCUCCUAGAAAGUUCUUAUGAGACUGACAGUGACAUUUUAGCCUCUUCCCCCAGACAAGCAGGAAGUUCUUCAGAGGGUGACGGAGGGUCAACAUGGAAAUCAUUGAAAAGACUUGUCACCCCAAAAAGGAAAGCCAAGGAUGAGAACGAAAGCAAAGACAAUGAACAAUCUGAUAGUGAAGUUACUCACGAUGAGUCCUUCUCAAUAAAGAAACUCCUACCGGGACGAAGGAAGAGGAAGUCUGCCGAAAAGCAAGACCAAGUAUCUUCAGAUGAGGCUGAAAAGGAUGUAGCUUCAGAUGAUGAAGACUCUGACACACCAGCUGUGGUUCCAUUAUCUGAGUUUGAUACAGUUGAGACAGAGGUUCACAUACAAAUAUGGGCAGAUGUAGAAAGUCAUUUACCCGAGGAAGCAGACAAUGAACUCCAGCAAGACCUCCUUGAUAAGAUGACUGAACCAGUCCUGCCUUGUGACAGUCUGCAAACUGAAGCAAAGCAAGUCCAAGACAAUGAUGCUUUAGAGAAACUGGCAUCUACAACCGUUGUUGUAAAGGAAGAACCUGAUGAUCUAACAGAAUCAGUCAGUAAUCAUCAACAACUCAGUGACAUUCCAGAGGAGGGCAUAAUUACAGAGACCAUGGUCACUCCAGCUUCAGUCACCGAGGAGGCAGCUAGAGAUGACACUUUAGCAGAGGACCUGAUAGAGAUCACAUCUGAGGCCAUUACUGCACCAGAGCCUGCCUCAGACAUUACCUUGGCAGAUGAAACUGAGAUGAUCUCCGCAGUUUCCCAGUUAUCUUCAGAGUCGUCAAAAACAUCCGGCAACACAACACCAGUCCCAGCACAAUAUGACGCUAUGGAAACAGAUGUGAUCCUGCAUCAGGUUGUUGAAACCAUCUCCAUAAGCGCAAAGGCAGUCCCAGUUUGUUCUGUCUCACAUCAGAUACUCGAAACAUUUGAAAAAGAGCCAACAAUUUUGGAAAUACACAGAAGAUUAGAUGCAAGUGCCAUUAACACAGGUCUAAAUGUUGAAGAAUUUGAUGCAAUUAAUGAACUUACAGCUCAAACCGAGAGCAUAUCUGAAGUCAAUUACUCUGUUUCCACAGAGAUUGUAUCUGAGGUUCAUACUGAGGAGUUUGAUACUGCUGAAAUUGCAGUAGAUGAAGUACAUUUUACAGAUCCAGAAGAAAGUACUGGUGAGAGCUAUGAUAAGGAGAAAUGCCUAUCUGAGUUAAAUGCGUCUGUGUCGACAGAUACAUUACCUGAAGGUGAAGAAAUGGUCCUGGAUGAAGGUUCUCUAGUUGAUGCACAUCAAGCUGAAACAGAACCCGCAAAAAUUUACUCUCAAGAAACAGGUUCACCUGCUACAGUAUCAGACGAAACUAAGGAUGGGGCCAAGGAGCAGGAAGUCCUAACUCUGACAGAAAAGGAAGAUCAGAUCAUGCAAAAUAUCACUGGUCAAAUUCAACUUGAGGAUAAAGAUCAGCCACCAUUAGAGGCGGAGGAGUUGCAAGAAUUAGCAGCUGUACAAGCUGCCACAUUAGAUUCAGAGGAGCGUAGUGUUCAAUUGCUUGAAAAGGAAGUAAUAUCAGAGGACAUACGAGCAGCCAAAACAGUUACAUAUGAACCCAAAGAGGAAACAGUGCCUCUAAAUGAAGUCAAUAUUGAUCCAGAAAAGAAAGAUGAACUAGAAACAGAUGCUGCCAAAAAUAAUCAUGUUCAAGAAGCAGAAGCAUUAGCUUGUAGUGUCCAAUCACAAGAAGAGGAAGUAAAUUCAGAAGACAUUCCAACAGCAAAAACAGUCAUAGAUGAACCCAAACAGACAGCAGAGCAUCUCCCAGAAGUCAGUGCUGAACCAGAAAACAAAGAACUACCAGUGAAUGCUGUCAAAACAGAACAUCAGAAUGUUCAAAAACCAGAAAUAUUAGAUGCUGUUCAAACACCCACAUUAAAUUCAGAGGAUGGCAGUGUUCAAUCACUUGAAAAAGAGGUAAAUUCAGAGGAUGUUCCCAAGGCAAAAACAGUUACAGAUGAACUCAAAGAGGAGACAAUACCACUCAUUGAAGUCAAUCUUGAGCAAGUGGACGCUUCCAACACUGAACAUGUUCAUCCAGCAUUAAAAGCUGUACAAUCAACCACAUUAGAUUUAGGGGCUGGUAGCCUUCUAUCAAUUGAAAACGAAGAAAUGUCAGAGGAUAUUCUAGUAGUGGAAACAGUUACAGAUGAACCAAAGCAGGAAAUUGAAGUGAGGUUUGAGCCAAAAGAAAAAGCUGCCAAAACUGAAAAUGUUCAAGAACCUGACGUAUUACCACCUGAUGUAAAACAUAUUGUACCUGAAAACAAAACCGAGGAAGGGGCAUCAAUGUAUGUACAUGGACUCACACAAAGUACAGUGGGAGGCAGUACUCAGGAACUUGAAAAGUUUGUAUUGUUAGAAGAUAUUUCCAAACCAGAAGAUGACAUUGUAAUUGAGAGUGAAGUUGUGGCACAACUGAGUCAAUCUUUAGAGAUAACAGAGGAUCAGAGGAGUAUACCACAAGAUGCUGAGCAGGAAGAAUGCAUCCCUGAAGUUGUAGACACGUUACAAACAUUAACAGCAGUUCAGUUAUCCUCCGUAAAUGAGGAGGCAAGUAAUGUUCAGGUCCUAGAAAAGACUGUCAUUUCUGAAGAAACCACAGUACCUUGUUUAGACAAUGCUGCAGUUACAGAUGAACACAAACAUGAAGUCCGUCUCAGUGUAGUCCAAGUCAGUGUUGAGGGAGAAAAAGAAAGUGAAUAUCCAAGCAUUGAGAUCCCAAAACAAGAAACUGAAUUGAUGAUUGAGCUGGAAGAAAAAGUACCAGUGGAAGCUGCCAAAGGUGAACAUGUUCAAGAACUACAAAUAUUGCCAUCUGAAGUACAAGAUAUUGUAACUGAAACUAAAAGUGAGGAAGGGGCAUCUAUGUACAUGCAUGUAGUCACAGAAAGUACUGAGGGAGGCAGUGCUCAGGAACUUGAAAAGUUUGUAUUGUUAGAAGAUGUUCCCACACCAGACGCGGACAAUGUCAUUAUUUUAGUUACAGAUGAAACUGAGAGUGAAGUUGUGUCACAACUGGAUCAGCCUUUAGAGAUAUCAAGGGAGCAGAAAACAGAGAGUAUCCCAAAAGAUGUUGAACAGAAAGACUGUAUCCCUGAAGAUGUAGACGAGUUACAAACAAUAACAGCAGUUCAGUUAUCCUGCGUAAAUGAGGAGGCAAGUAAUGUUCAGGUCCUAGAAAAGACUGUCAUUUCUGAAGAAACCGCAGUACCUUGUUUAGACAAUGCUGUAGUUAUAGAUGAACACAAACAUGAAGUCCAUCUCAGUGUAGUGCACGUCAGUGUUGAGAGAGAAAAAGGAAGUGAACUUAAAAGCAUUGAUAUCCCAAAACAGGAAAUUGAAGCGAGGGUUGAGCCAGAAGAAAAAGUACCAGUGGAAGAUGCCAAAACUGAACAUGUUCAAGAACUACAUGUAUUGCCAUCUGAAGUACAAGAUAUUGUAACUGAAACUAAAAGUGAGGAAGGGGCAUCAAUGUACAUGCAUGUAGUCACAGAAAGUACUGAGGGAGGCAGUGCUCAGGAACUUGAAAAGUUUGUAUUGUUAGAAGAUGUUCCCACACCAGACGCUGACAAUGUCAUUACUUCAGUUAAAGAUAAAACUGAGAGUGAAGUUGUGUCACAACUUGAUCAGCCUUUAGAGAUAUCAGGGGAGCAGAAAACUGAGAGUAUCCCACAAGAAGUUGAGCAGGAAAACUGCAUCCCUGAAGAUGUAGAUGAGUUACAAACAUUACCAGCAGUUAAUUUAUCUUCUAUAAAUGAGGCGGCUAGCAAUGUUCAGGUCUUAGAAAAUACUGACAAUGACAAUGCUGCAGUUACAGAUGAACACAAAUAUGAAGACCAUGAAAGUGAACUUCCAAGUACUGAGAUAAAGACUGUUGCAAUUGAGCAUGCCGUAGUGGCACAAGUAGUCACAUGCAAUCUCAAGGAGGUGUCGGUUGCAAUACCUGAUGUUUUGAUAGAGAAAACAUCAGACAUUAUUGAACCCUUGAUGGAUAGAAUGGCAAGUGAGCAAGUAUUCAGGGAGGAAGUUGAGAGCGCCACACCAUUAGUGAAAGAUGAGGAAGGCAGUCUUGAAACAGUUGUGGAGUCACUGCUAGAGGUAGGGGUAACAGAAGCCAAAGAAGUCAUUGAUGUUUGUCAUGAAACAGUUAAAAGGGUAGAAAUUGUCUCCAUAACUCCAGAGAUUGAAGAGGGAUUAAUUAAUGAGGAAAAGCAUGUGACCAUUCAAGAAGUUUUUCAACAUAUAAAGGAGAACUUACCAGAGACAGUACCUCAAUCAGUGGUUGUCAGCUUUGAACAAGAAGUCAAACAACAUCCAGAUGCCAUGACAGAAGUGAGUGAAUUGGUUGAAAGUGAAUCAAAUGAAAUGAAGGAUCAAGAAGCAAUGAAGAGUAGUAUUGGAACAUUGAGGGGAAGACAAGAAGCACCCACUGUCAUGAAUGAUGAGUUUGCAACUGAACAAGUGUCAGAUGAUUGCAUGCAAACAUCUGAUAUUCCAGGAAGUUUAGAUGUCUCCAUUCAUGGUCACAAAGAAGAUUUGGAUGUAACUAAAGCUGAAUGGGAACAAUCAGAAGCAGGCGUCACAGCAAAUGAGGUCAAACCACCAACAGAGGAAUUAGACGUGAAAACAAAUUCUGAACAAGCACCAACUCCACAAAUUGCUCAAAGUCUGAUUGUAACACCUAGUAACACGGGAUUAGUAAUACCCCAAAACACUGGAAUAAUCUCGUCAAUAGGUAAUGUGGAGUCCCCUUCAAGUCUUUCUUUAGAAUUCAAACUUAACAUACAGUUUGGGCAAGCAAAGGCACCAGCUUUCUCAUCAACAACAACAGAGAGAACGGAACCUGUGAAACAGAUGUCUGAGGUCGGAGUUCAGGCAGUAGAGGCCGUUAAACCAAUAAAUUUAACACAAAGAGAUGAGAGCCAGAAACAGACAGAGCUAACUGAGGUUGCUGUUCAGGUAAUCACAGAACCAGCGACACACUUAGAUUCAACAGAAAGACCCGUAAUCACGUCUCAACCUGUACUGCUGGAUAUCGGCAUCCAAGCGAUGGAAAAAGUAGGAUCCGAAGAACAAAUCAAAUCAACAGAUACAGAAACCUCCAGUGUCCAGGCAACAGAAACAUUACAGGCAGUAGGGCAAACAGAGAAAAUAGAAGUGUUCUUGAGUCAGCCAGUACUCUCUGAAGGUUGUAACCAAGAAACAAAAGCAGAGGAGCCUGUUAAACAAGAGGAGGAAAAUGACCAGGAUGUGUGGAUGGAUGCUGAGGAAGUCAUUUAUACUCAAAAGGAAACAGAGGUGUCCCUUUUUGAGGUGGAGGAAUCUCCAGGGCCUCAGGCAGAAAGUAACACAGAGGAAAAAGCAAGACUUCAACACGAGGUUGAAAUGGCUUCUUAUUCCAAGACUGAAGAAGAUGGAAGUCAACAAGAAAUGCACAGAACAGGAGGAAUGUGUGAAAUUGAGAGUGACGGUGAAGAUUUUGCUGUUGCACUUGAGCAUCCUGAAACGGCAACUGCAAGCAUCACUACGAUGGAGUGGGAUUAAUUUCAUUCACUGUCACUGACCGGUGGGACAAUCAAAAAGGACCGGUAGAGGAAAACUACAGGAAACAGAAUUUUGCUACUUUAUUUUGAAAUUAUGUUCAGCCAAAUAUAAACCAACAUUUAUUGGUAAACCUUGUGAUUGUGAAGAUUAUUUUAUUAAUAGCAUAAGGUGUGUGGUCAGAGAGAUCUGGCAAGAGAAGCAUCAAGCGGAAAAGUACUUAUCUUCUCAGGUGGUAUGAAGUAUGAUUCUAGACAGUAAAAUACUAAUUUUAAUAAAUCGAAUGAAUUCUUUGCUAUAGAGUGCAAUAUAUCACCUAUCAUGUAAAGUAUUUUCAAUCAUAAAUCAUAUUUUUGCAAAGAUCUAUAUCGAUCAAUUUUUUAAUUUGAAUAUAUAUGUAUGAGGAGAAUAAGACAUCAUUUUCAUUUCAUUUGAGUUGAAAAAAAAUUAGCUUUUUAUUUUUUUUUUUUUUUAAGUAACAUAAAUUCAUAAUGUAUGUGACCCAGACACAGGACAUAUGUUCAUUUCUCUCUCAAGGAUGCUACUAUUAUAUUAGUAUAUGUAGAUAUUUCACAGCCUUUACUAUAUUUCUGUGUUCGUAAGUCAUUUUGUCAUUCAGAUUGUGUUUCAUAAUUUCACUUAAAUAUAUGUUCCCAUGGGAUCUAUGCAGUAUGUAUAAACAAUAGGCAGACCUGAGCAUACUAGUAUUACUGUAUAUUACAAAUGUUUUAAUGCUCAUACAGGCAGAAAUGCACUCAUUUUGAAUCUACAAGAAUUUCUACUGUGACAAGUUUUAAAAUACGAGCAUGAUGAGAGCAUGGCACAUGUAUGGAAAAUUUUGUAUUUCACAAAUUGAAAUUGAAUAUAAUAGAUUAAAUUUGUAUUAUUACAGUUUCAGAGGAAUUCCAGAUUUAGUUUUCAAAUACAGUUUCAACUCUGAAGCAUUCAUCCGGGGGACUCCUUACUAGAAUACGAGAGCUCCAAUUCAAUCCAACACCUUUCAAAGGACUUCUUUGGACCGCAAAUUCAAAACUAUUAAAUUCAGAUUCAAUUUGUGCUGGCACUAAAAUAACUCCAUACACAUCAUGGUUAAAAAAGUAAUCAUUUACACAUUAUUGAUUUGAAGUUAAAUGAAUCUUCACAUAAGUAUCCAUCAAUAUAAUUAUAAUCAGCAGAGCCUUAAAAUUUAACAAUCAUGGCAGCUUUACUUUACGAGUUUUAAUUUCCCAGCUGUUUGUGUGUAAGCUUAUAGUAUCAUAUCUUAUUAUUAUUAUAUCAAUCAUACCAUAGGUUCAGUAAGUGUGUGGUAAGGAUGAGAGAAAAAAUUGGUCAAGACAACCUUUUGUGUCAGCCAUUUUUCCUCUCUGGAUUUUUCUUCCACAUAUACUAACUUUUAUGGAAAAUUCUUGCUGAUCUGAUAUGCGUUUAUGUUCACUAAUGACUAAAUGUAAAACAUAAACCUGUGUUUAUAUAUUUACAUACAU